Neolamprologus brichardi is the source of this 1341-nucleotide messenger RNA. RefSeq lists its product as uncharacterized. The record is from RefSeq and is a predicted model, not a curated record. NCBI's taxonomy places the organism in Eukaryota, Metazoa, Chordata, Actinopteri, Cichliformes, Cichlidae.
UGUGCGUUUGUCUGUGAAUGUCACUGAUAUGACUGCCAGCCACUUCCCCUCUCAACAUGCCCGCAACGAUGCACCUCACUCUGCUGGUGUCCCUGUUAACAGCGACAGUCAUCAGUGAAACCACCACUUCCUUCAGCUCAUCCACUGCACAAACAACAACAACACUCCAGACUACCACUGAACGAACAACACGUCCAACUACAGCUGAACGAACAACACGUCCAACUACAGCUGAAACGACAACACGUCCAACUACAGCUGAAACGACAACACGUCCAACUACAGCUGAAACGACAGUGCAGUCCACGACCGUCAUCACUUCGGCUUCACCAAAAACGCAGCAGACAGACGACACCACCCCCAGCCCACCUCCUCAAACCACAGCAAACAACCAGACAUCAAAUGAGACAGCUUUGCCAACUGAAACAACGCUCCCAUCUGCAUCAGCAUCACCAAACAUCACUGCAACCACCACUGUGAACACAACCGACACAGGUUUGUCACCCGACUGGGAAAAAGAUGACCUGGCGUCAAACCCCGGCCUAGUCGCUAUCAUUUGCAUCUUCUGUAUCGUCCUCGCCCUCGUUCUCGUGGUACUCACAGUGAAAUGUAUCCGAUCGCCGAGAUCCAAUUUUGAGAGGCUCGAAAAUAUGCCGAUGGGCAAAGUGAAUGAGGAGUCUCCGUUCGCCCACUACUCGAAAUGACAGAAUGCGCUUGUGGACGCCGAAGGCCCGGGACGGGUCCAACCUGCCGAACGACUCUGACAUCAUCAGGCUCGUCUUUACGUAGCACUUUAUUCAAUGCCAGUGAAAUAUUUUGGCCUCAGCGUUAACUUUUGACCUGCUUAAUUCAUUUUGGUUUUAAUUAAGUGUAAUCAGCUAACUACAACUGUCGCUUCCUCCAUAGUAAAAUCUGAAAAUCAGCCUGAAGGGUAAACCUUCAUACAUAACGCUUGCUAAACUGGUGACAUGUUUACUCUUGUAAGCACUACAACUCAGAAUUACACUGGUGAUUUAAUAAGAGUGCAGAUUUCGAUUUUACAUAACGCUUUAACAAAGUCAUAACUGGAAUGCACAAGUGUACAAAUGUGAUCUUAUCAGGAGUGGCAUAUAUGACGUAUGAAUUGUGGGGUCUGAGGUCUUCUGUGCAAGCAAAGCUCAGACGCAGAAAGUCACAGUGCUGAGCACGUUUUAGACCACCGGUCAGUGUAAGGUUUAUGCCAUAGCUGUUAUAAAUUAACAGUUCUGGUACUUACCAAAAUCAUUUUUUAAUGUUUCUGUAAUAGUUAAACCACCAGUGUGCUCUUAAAUUAAGAUCCUAUUUUUAAUGCUAAAAUAUAAA